AUGGCGCUCCCACGCCCCAACAGAAAGACUAACGGCGACGGUGUGCAGGUGGAGGAUACCCGAAUCUGUGUCGUGAUGGUCGGAUUGCCUGCUCGAGGAAAGAGUCUGAUCGCUCAGAAGGCCCAACGUUAUCUCCGCUGGCUUUCGAUCCCCGCCCACGUCUUCAACGUAGGUAACUAUCGCCGAAAGGACGCCGCCCAACCCUCCGCCGACUUCUUUGAUUCCUCCAACGCCGAAGGCGAGCGCAUGCGCCGUGCAGCCGCCGAAGCUGCCGUCACGGAUAUGCUGAGCUGGUUCAAGACGGGUGGGAUCAUUGCCAUCUUGGACGCGACGAACAGCACCAAGAAGCGCCGCCGCUGGAUCAAGGAGCGCUGCGACAGUGAAGGCGUCGAGACGCUGUAUGUGGAGAGCAAGUGUGACGAUGAGGAUCUCAUCAUGAGCAAUAUCCUGGAGGUCAAGACCACCAGCCCGGACUACGCGGGCCAGGAUCCCGAGUUGGCUGCGCAGGACUUCCGCAAUCGCAUCCGCAACUAUGAGAAGGUCUAUCAGUCGAUUGACGAGGACGAGAACGACUUGACGUAUCUGAAGAUUAUGAAUGUCGGCAAGCGGGUCAUCAUCAACGCCAUCCAGGACUAUCUACAGAGCCGCGUGGUCUACUACUUGAUGAAUUUACACAUCAAGCAGCGUUCCAUCUGGUUGUCACGCCACGGCGAAUCCAUGUGGAACGUCUCGGGUCAGAUCGGUGGUGACGCAACACUCUCUCCAAACGGCGAACAGUACGCACUGAAGCUCCCAGAACUCAUCAAGGAGUCUUUCGACGGCCACGAUCACCCCCUCACGGUUUGGACCUCAACCUUGAAGCGCACCAUUGCUACCGCCCGCCACCUACCCCGCGAAUGGGAGCAACUCCAGUGGAAAGCUUUGGACGAGCUUGAUUCCGGUGUCUGUGACAACAUGACUUACGCUGAGAUCAAGGAGGAGUACCCCGAGGACUUUGAGGCUAGAGACCUCGACAAGUACAACUACCGCUACCGAGGUGGAGAGUCCUAUCGCGAUGUGGUCAUCCGCCUCGAACCCAUCAUCAUGGAGCUCGAGCGCAGCGAGAACAUCCUGAUCGUCACCCAUCAAGCCAUCCUACGCUGCAUCUACGCCUACUUCAUGAACGAAGACCAGGAGCAGUCCCCAUGGCUCAACGUCCCGCUUCACACCCUCAUCAAGCUCACGCCCCGUGCUUACGGUACCGACAAGCAGGUUUACAAGGCCAACAUCCAGGCUGUGAGCACGUGGAGAGGCAAGGGCAGUGUGGCAAAGCAUGAGGAUCCCGUCGAGACGACGACGAGUCUGGAUAAGUGA
This is a messenger RNA of Drepanopeziza brunnea f. sp. 'multigermtubi' MB_m1, 1353 nucleotides long. RefSeq lists its product as uncharacterized. Gene Ontology annotation, biological process: fructose 2,6-bisphosphate metabolic process; fructose metabolic process. Lineage: Eukaryota; Fungi; Ascomycota; Leotiomycetes; Helotiales; Drepanopezizaceae. Gene Ontology annotation, molecular function: ATP binding; fructose-2,6-bisphosphate 2-phosphatase activity; 6-phosphofructo-2-kinase activity. The record is from RefSeq and is a predicted model, not a curated record. Gene Ontology annotation, cellular component: cytosol.